Messenger RNA from Amyelois transitella, 1611 nucleotides. RefSeq names its product ethanolaminephosphotransferase 1. NCBI's taxonomy places the organism in Eukaryota, Metazoa, Arthropoda, Insecta, Lepidoptera, Pyralidae. The transcript has 9 exons. Gene Ontology annotation, molecular function: ethanolaminephosphotransferase activity. Gene Ontology annotation, cellular component: endoplasmic reticulum membrane; Golgi apparatus. The coding region runs from base 316 to 1494 and encodes 392 amino acids. The record is from RefSeq and is a predicted model, not a curated record. Gene Ontology annotation, biological process: phosphatidylethanolamine biosynthetic process.
UAGUAAUCAGUGACGUAGAAGACCAUGCAGUUUUAACACGUAUUACACGAAAACAGCAUUCCUUUGCUCAAAAAUAUAUUGUUAAAAAAAAAAACAAAUCUAUCUAUCUAUUUAGAUAUCCAUUCAUUUUGUAAAAAGUAUUAAGUAUGUUAAUUGGUGCGUGUAAAUGUGAUUUUAAGUGGAUGAACUUAAGGUUUGGUUUUUAAAUAACGUUAAAGUUAAAAUAUACUUUGAACUCUUAAGAACAUGGGUGUACAUUUUUGAUUUUCAAUUGUUAUUUUCGAGUUGCGUUCCAAAUACGAUAUUUUAGUGAAAAUGUUUGACUACGAAUAUUUGAGUCGGGAGCACUUGAAAGGAUUGGAUAAGUACAAGUACAGUGCCAUAGACACAAGUCCACUCAGCAAUUAUGUUAUGCACCCGGCGUGGAACGCCUCCGUUAAGUUCAUACCAAAAUGGAUAGCACCAAACCUACUUACAUUCUUAGGGUUUGUCUGCAUGGUAGUGGACGUCAUAUUGCUAUGGAUCUACGACUAUGGCUACACGGCUUCCGGUGGUCCUGGGGGGGUGGUGAACUACGACCAGAGCGGGAUGCCGCAAUGGGUGUACCCCACCUGUGGGAUACUGCUGUUUCUGGCCUACAACUUGGAUGGGAUCGACGGUAAGCAGGCUCGUCGACUUGGCGUGUCUGGUCCUUUGGGAGAAAUGUUCGACCAUGGACUGGAUUCCUUCAUCGUGUUCCUGAUACCCUACUGUUUGUUCUCGUUGUUUGGCAGGGACCAUGGGUUCUCUGUGCCCAUGUUUAGGGCAUUUCUGCAAGUGAUGAGUAUUGUUUUAAACUUCUACGUAAGUCACGUGGAGAAAUAUACCACUGGGACACUGUAUCUGCCUUGGGGAUACGAUUUUAGUAUGUGGUUCUCAAGCCUCCUGUUCUUCGGACCAUACUUCUUCGGGCCUGGCGUCUACAAGGUCUACGUAUUUGGAGACUUCACCUUAGUAAGAGCUGUGGAGAUAGCCAUACAUUUGACAGGCCUGCUGACCACAUUACCCAUCGCUGUUUAUAACGUCUAUUUAUUCUGCAGGUCUUCUAAAGGCAAAGAUACAACCCUCCUAAGCGUUCUCCGGCCAGUCUGGUCUAUGCUAGUCAUGACGACCCUCAUGAUCACGUGGGCCCUCAAGUCUCCCAACGAUUUGUUGUCGUAUGACCCCAGGGUCUUCGUAUUGCUGUACGGGAUCUUGUUCACUAAUAUCUCUAGUCGCCUGAUAGUGUCCUGCAUGUCAGGUCAGCGUUGCGACCUGGUCUCCUGGCUGAACUUCCCCCUCCUCCUGGUGCUGUGGCUCUCCCUCCAGCUGCCGCGUUUGGAAGUACCUCUUAUGUAUCUGUUCACGGCGUUUGCGCUGGCUGCUCAUAUACAUUACGGUGUUUGUGUUGUACGGCAAAUUUGCAAAUACCAGAAUAUAAGGUGUUUUAUAGUUCCGAAAGAAAAACAAAAGUGAAAAUUACUGUAAAAAGUGAUAGAGGUAGGUGCUGUUAAGAAAUGUAUCAUACCUACUUAGAGUUAAUUUUGCGGUUGUGUGUGUGUAUUUUUUAUAAAUAAAUGUAUUUUUAUAAUA